Molecule: messenger RNA, 333 nt
Organism: Telopea speciosissima
Lineage: Eukaryota; Viridiplantae; Streptophyta; Magnoliopsida; Proteales; Proteaceae
Exons: 1
Coding region: 1-333 (110 amino acids)
Molecular function (GO): nucleic acid binding; RNA-DNA hybrid ribonuclease activity
Source: RefSeq, a predicted model, not a curated record
AUGGCUGCCUUCUUCUUAGGCAUAAAAGAAGCACAGGAGUUAGAGAUGCAACGAGUGUGGGUGGAAUGCGACUCAGCCACGGUAGUCAAUGGCAUUCUAGCUUCUAAUAUGCCUUGGGAGUUCAUUCAACGCUGGUGGUCUAUUAAGGUUUAUCUUAAUUCCAUUCAAUGGCGUAUCUCUCACUGUUACAGAGAAGGGAAUGUCCCAGCAGAUGUUCUUGCUAAUCGGGCAGCAUACACUAAGGCUACGGAGAAGUGGAAUGAUUCCCCAUCUUUCAUAGCACACUCGAUUGAUAGGGAAGCCACGGGCAGAUCGUACUACCGCUUCUGCUAA